UUCAAAGUCCUGGGACUGAAACUCUCUGGACUACAACGGGGAUGAGGGAUCUAAAGCACUUCACCGAGAAGUGCAAGAAGCACGAAUUUUGCCACAGCCAUCUAAAUAACAGCAUGAAGCUAAACCUGUUUGGUAGACUGAGUAUAGCAAAGCAGCUCGACGAAGGCUAUCGAAUUGGCAUUCGAAAACAUAAUGAAGAGGUUCAGAAAAACCGACACAUUCUCUCACGAAUUAUGGACUGUGUGAAGUUCUGUGGUGCAUUUGAGUUGGCCCUGCGUGGUCAUGAUGAGAGCGAGAACUCUGAUAACCCAGGGAUAUUCCGUGGCUUGGUGGACGUUGUUGCCUCACUUGACAGUGCACUGAACGAGCAUCUCGAGAGCGCGACUGUGUUUAAGGGAACAUCCAAAACAGUCCAGAAUGAGCUUCUUGACUGUAUGCUGUCUGUUGUGAAGGAACAGAUCAUAAGUGAAGUUCAAAGCAGCGAUUUUCUAUCGAUCCAAGCAGAUGAGACCAUGGACAUUAGCACACAAACCCAACUUGUGCUUCGCUACAUCAAUGGUGCUAAUGUGGAGGAAAGAUUCUUUGAGUUCAUCCCUCUGCAGUCAGCUACAGCAGAGAGCAUUGCCGUGGCAUUAAAAGAACGCCUUGCUGCCAUCCUCCCAGGUGAGCAGAAAAGUAAACUCAUCUGCCAGGCAUAUGACGGUGCCAGUGUAAUGAGGGGUGCCAUUUCAGGUGUUCAAAAGAGAAUCCAGGAUGACUACCCAAAUGCCCACUAUAUCCACUGCUAUGCCCAUCAGCUCAAUCUCAUAAUGCAACAGGCCACCUCUCACAUAGUCAAAGUCAAAAACUUUUUUUCCGACCUUGGUGGAUUUGCUGCGUUCUUUUCAAGAUCUUCCAAGCGGACCGCUGUCCUUGAUGAAACAGUGGCCCAUCGUCUGCCAACAGCCAGCAACGUGAGGUGGAACUUUCGCAGCCGUGCCGUCAAUACUGUGUUUGAGCAUAAAGAUGACCUCAUUGAAUGCUUUGGAAGAAUUCGAGCAUCAGGUAGCUUUGAUGACAUGACCAGCCAAGAAGCAGGGGGCCACAUCAGGCUACUGGAGGAUCCUGAUUUCAACUUCUUCCUUCAACUGUUCCAUCGGAUAAUGCCACACGUGGACAUCCUCUAUGCCAAGCUCCAGAAGAGAAACAUAGAUUCAGUCCAUAUAAAUACAUGCAUCCAGCAGUUCCAAGAGAACAUACAAAAAAUCAGAGAUUCAAUCGAUGCAAUGGUGGUGGAGCAACGCAGUGGCUCUGAGCAGCCGAGGAAGCGCCGGGCUAUGAAGGAAGAUGAGCUUGGAAGGAUCGCUGCAGAGGUUUGUGACACCAUACUUGGACACACCAGGGAACGCUUUGCCUUCAAAGACCACCUCAUCAGUGCCACCUUACUGCAGAGCUGCCAGUUUGAAUGCUACGUCAAUGUAUUCCCUGAAGUUGCUCUGGCCACCACAUUGAAGGCCUAUCCAAUGCUCAACGGAAGAAAGCUGAAGACAGAGCUUAGCCUCAUCUAUGGCACAGAGGAAUUUCGAUCCUGUUGUGGUGCUGUGGAUCUUUUCCAGUUGUUCAUGGAAAAUAAUCUUUCGGAGGUAUUUUCAGAGACAAAAACACUGCUGAAAAUCAUCAUCACAACUCCCAUGACCACUGCUGAGGCUGAGAGGUGUUUUUCAACACUGAAAAGGGUUAAAACCUUUCUCAGGAACACCAUGACUCAGGAGAGACUGAAUGCCUUAGCUAUGCUCUCAAUGGAAAAAAGGCUGAUCACAAACAUGAUUGACUUUAAUCAGAGAGUCAUUGAGAAGUUUGCCAACUUGAAAGAGAGGCGGGCUAAAUUUCUUUACAAGUAGUGGGGCCAAUGUACAAUGUGAUGCAUCUCUUUCUGAAUCCAAUGUUUCGUUUGUUUCGUUGUUGUGGACAGUGUUGAGCACUGUGUUCUUGAAAUAAAGCUUUGUUACAAUAUUCUA
Molecule: messenger RNA, 1997 nt
Organism: Pseudoliparis swirei
Lineage: Eukaryota; Metazoa; Chordata; Actinopteri; Perciformes; Liparidae
Product: zinc finger MYM-type protein 1-like
Exons: 3
Coding region: 42-1880 (612 amino acids)
Molecular function (GO): protein dimerization activity
Source: RefSeq, a predicted model, not a curated record